AUGAAACGCGUCACUUUGGCAGGCCGCAGCGCUUCCAGUCCUCAAGGUCUGGUUUGCCACUUUUGUCAAUUGUCGGUCUCUCGUCGAGCGGCUUCCCUCGCACACCUGUCACCCGUUGUCCCCAAGAGUCGACGGGUCUCCAGCAGUCCACGCCCUCAAUUCUCCACCCCGAAUCUGAGAGUGCAAUUCGCUUCGCCACUGUCAGUGCGUGCCUUCGCUUCCACUUCCUCUGCUGCAUCAAGCCCCGAAACCGCCAUUCGUGAGAUCUCGAAAGAAGCUUCCGCCAUUCGCAAUUCAGAUACGGUGCCGGCAAACGAGACCGUGGUGAACUUGCUGCAAAGAUGCCAGCAAAUCGCAGAAGAUCUCGUGUCGCAUGAGCACGAUCAGGACGAACGCUCCGCGACCAAUGAAAACAAUGCCAUCUCGCCAUUGCUGAACCUGGACGAGAAGAAAAGCCCGGCAGUAGCAGGCCGCACAAACCAGACUCGCCCGGUACGAGACCCCAAACUGGCAGAGUCGGUAUCGCGCAUCGCCACCGACCUCCUCAAGGACAAGAAGGUGUUCAUCUCGCCGGAAGUCCUGGCGCACUACACGACCACGCAAACCCUUCUGCGGCGUCCUGAACACUUCCCGGAGAUCUUCCACCUGUAUGCCAACAAGCCGGUGCCCGAGGAGAACAGCUCGCCGGUCAAGUUCCACAAGGCAAAUCCCAAGAACGUCAACAGCGCCGUGCCCGCCGACCUGGCCAACCAGGCUCUGGACGUCGCCAUUGCGCAGAAGAACCUCUCGCUCGUGCUGGCCAUCAUCGACAACACAUUCUGCGCACCCGCGUUUCAUCGCGCCAAGAUCUUCAAGAAGGCCGCUGUUCCGCUCGCCGCUCUGGCUGCUGCCCCGGCUGCAUGCUAUACGCUCGCGUCGUGGGCGUCGACGUUCCAGAACACCAUGGACCCCAGUACGGCGACCGGCAUCGCGUUCGCGGCUAGUCUGGCUUACGUUGGUGGCACAUCUUCUAUCGGGAUCAUGGCUAUCACUACCGCCAACGACCAAAUGGAGCGGGUGACUUGGUUGUCGGGCAUACCGCUACGACAUCGGUGGUUGCGAGAGGAAGAGCGGGCGGCCAUGGAUAAGGUCGCUGUUGCGUGGGGGUUCAAGGAUCCGUAUAUGAGAGGCGAAGAAGUGGGCGCAGAAUGGGAGGCUCUGCGCGAAUUCAUUGGGAUGAGGGGCAUGAUUUUGGACAAGACGGAGCUGAUGGAGGGAAUGCAAUAA
Molecule: messenger RNA, 1266 nt
Organism: Penicillium lagena
Lineage: Eukaryota; Fungi; Ascomycota; Eurotiomycetes; Eurotiales; Aspergillaceae
Exons: 1
Coding region: 1-1266 (421 amino acids)
Source: RefSeq, a predicted model, not a curated record